CUAUCUUCUUUUAAAAAAAAAAAAAACAAAUCGUCAAAAUCCAGAAUAUAGUGUGCUGGCUAAUCUGAUUUGAAAAAUGAAUGAGACGAACAGAUAAGAACUUGAUCUUUUGUGAUAAACCUUUACAUGGUGGGAAACUUUCAGUGGUUUUCAGCUAGAGCGGGUAUUUUAAGAAGCUUACUGUAUGACGUAAAGAAGAAAUUUAAUUUACUGCUUGAUAUAUGAGAUAAUAAAAGUUUAUUCAUUUAGAGGCAUUUCAGAUAAACAUCCUUUUUAAUCUUCAAGUAUUUUCCUUGAACUAUCUUCCUGUAAUCUUAUAUCUUCGUAUAUAUACAUUUUUUGUGAACGAUCCUCGUAUAUAUAUAUUUUGUAAAAACUUGAAAAAUGCUCGAAGCAAUUAAAUACAAAAGGGGUCGCUUGGAAAUAAUCGAUCAAUUACUUUUACCAUCCAAAACUCAGUAUGAAAUUAUCGAUGGAGUUAAAGCUGGAUGGGUAGCUAUAAAUUCAAUGAAGGUUCGUGGUGCACCUGCUAUCUCUAUUGUAGCUGCUCUCAGUUUGGCUGAAGAACUUGAGAAGAAAGAAUUUAAAACUAAAAAUGAUCUACAUCAGUAUUUAUGUGAAAACUUAAAGUUCUUAUCUACGUCUCGCCCUACCGCUGUUAAUCUUUCUAAAGUUGUUGAUUUAUUUAUUGAACUUUCCAAGCAAUUUUUGCAAGAUGAAAACCUUAAUAAGGAUACUAUGAAAGAAAAUAUAAUCAAGGAAAUGGAAAAAUUGUUAUUGUCAGACAUUCUAAUUAACAAAGCUAUUGGUUCUUUUGGAGGAAAAUACAUUACAGAAUAUGUAAAAGAUACAUCUGUAUCCAUUCUCACUCACUGUAAUACAGGAAGUUUAGCCACUGCCGGAUAUGGUACGGCAUUGGGCGUUAUUCGAUGGCUUUUUGAAAACAACCACCUUAAACAUGUGUAUUGUACUGAGACACGUCCAUAUAAUCAAGGAGCCAGAUUAACAGCAUAUGAAUUAGUUCAUGAUGGUAUACCAGCUACUUUAAUUUGUGACAGUAUGGUUGCAGCUCUAAUGCAAUCUGGUAAAGUAUCAGCUGUUGUUGUGGGAGCUGACAGGGUUGUAUUGAAUGGAGACACAGCUAACAAGAUAGGAACAUAUCAGCUUGCUGUAUGUGCUAAAUAUCAUAAUGUUCCAUUUUUCAUUGCUUGUCCUAGGAGUACAUUGGAUUUUAGUCUUAGUUCUGGGGAAUCUAUACCCAUUGAAGAAAGACCAUCUAAUGAAAUGUUGAUGAUCAACUCCAUUCCAAUUGCUGCUCAAGGUAUAAAAUGCUGGAAUCCUGCUUUCGAUGUUACACCAGCUGAACUGAUAACAGGAAUUAUCACAGAAAUUGGAGUUUUUCAACCAGAAGAGCUUAAAAAUAAUGUUAUUAAACUUUCAGAUAUGAAUUUAUUAAAUUAAUUCAUGUUAUGCAUUUAUGUAACUAGAAGAAUAAAAAUUAUUUUAUUAUUGU
This is a messenger RNA of Parasteatoda tepidariorum (common house spider), 1513 nucleotides long. RefSeq names its product methylthioribose-1-phosphate isomerase. The record is from RefSeq and is a predicted model, not a curated record. Gene Ontology annotation, molecular function: S-methyl-5-thioribose-1-phosphate isomerase activity. Lineage: Eukaryota; Metazoa; Arthropoda; Arachnida; Araneae; Theridiidae.